This is a messenger RNA of Physella acuta, 1470 nucleotides long. RefSeq names its product large ribosomal subunit protein mL37. The record is from RefSeq and is a predicted model, not a curated record. Lineage: Eukaryota; Metazoa; Mollusca; Gastropoda; Physidae. Gene Ontology annotation, cellular component: mitochondrion.
CAUAAUGGCGACGUCCAGAGUCGUGACCCUGAAGACUAGUUACGCGACGAAAUAGUAAAUAAGUGUAUUAUCUAGUAUAUUAAGAAGAUUCUUAUUAUAAAACGUCUGGAAUAGUGAAUCUAAUAGAAACAAUAAAGUACUCUAAAUUACAUAUUUGGCACAAAAAUGCGAGUUACUGUAUGUCUUUGUGCUGGGAUUCGGGAUGUUACAGUUCGAAGAUGGAAAAAAGUAUGGGCGUGCCGUGGCAGAUAUUAUGUAUAUCCACUCAAAGUACCACAACCUCUUUUUAAGAAAGGUAUUAAAGUUGUUGAUGUAGGACAAACAGAAAUACCAAAACCAAAGUGGGUACCACCAGUUCCUGAUGACCCCAGGUUUGCAGAAGUAGUUCCUCAUGAGAAACGGCUUGACUGGAAAACAGAGCCAGCAUUCGCACAUCAUGAUAAUGUUCGCCUGUUUGAAGGGAUCAAGCAAGCCUGCCUUAUUGCUAAAGCCCAACACUUUGAGGGAUUUCCUCCUGCAGUUGAAGGAUUAAUUGGUGCUUUGGAUAUUGAGGAUAAGGACCUCCUGCUGCAAAGAUAUAUCAUGCAGUCUCGAGUUUGGAAUACUGAUGAGGACAGGUUGCCAAAACCUUUUGACCCACGCAAACCUCGCUGGCAUUGGACUGCUCAAUAUGGCAUCACUAGCUUAAAGUCAUCGCAGAUACUAUUAAGGAAUUUCCUUCGUCUUUGUCAGCUAGAAACAUUUCACUUAAAGUCUUGUCAAAGGACACAAAUAGCUGAUCUUCCUCUUUAUUCAUAUAUAAAUUACAAAGGCAAACCCAUAGUGAUGAAUGAAGUUCUGGAUUUGGUCUUGACCUCACCUUCCCCCCUGCCACUCUUUGCGGACAAGUCUGCCGUUGCUGAGAGUGUUGGGCACAAGAUCCCAGACAUGUGGCCAGUGUUCCCCACUGUAGACUUCCUGCAGACCAACAACUACACGCUCAGCAACAAUUUAGGAUUUGUCGAGGAGAACCCUCUUCUAACUCCCCAUACGAUCAUACAAAUUCCAAGAAAAACCAACUGGGAACAGAAACACUACCAGGCAUCUCAGAUCAUGUCUAGCCUGAUGUACACAGCCGCACUGGCCAGGAGGAAAUAUGGGGAGGAUGUAAAGAUAUUACCUGAGCCCAUCACCAUCCAGCAUGUGGCCAUACAAGACAGCUGGCUCCUCUAUACUUUCUUCCAGUUGAACACACUGGACUUUGACUCUGAUGAUGGCAUCAAGAACUUAGUCUGGACGGCACCACAAGCUGACCUCUUCAAGAUACUGAGAAGACAGCCUUGGAUGCCAAGGAUAAUGAGGAAGGACAGAUACAUAGACUACAACCCCACUGCGUUUGAUCAGUUCCUGGCGGUUUACAUGAGUGGGGGGUCCAAGGAUGCAGUCAAGGAGAAGUUGGAAGCUGUGUGAUCUACAUUAAAAUUUUACGUU